AGACAAUCAAAUAACUGAGGAAACAUAAAACUAAAAUAUAGAACUACCUCUCUCCUCUUCGGUUUUCCAAAGACAUGGCUAAGUCUUCAGUACUAUGCUUCUUGUUCUUCCUUCUGGUCAUCUCCUCCUCAGGUGGUGCAAGGAUUGUAGCGGAAGCUAAAGACUGUGGAGCGACAUGGGAUUGCACCACUGAAGAACGUUGUUGGGAUGACUGCAGGAGUCGCUACGACGGAAAAGGACAUUGUGACUACCGCACUCAUCCUUUUGCUCCUAGGCAGUGUAAUUGUUCUUAUAAAUGUUGA
Molecule: messenger RNA, 302 nt
Organism: Linum tenue
Lineage: Eukaryota; Viridiplantae; Streptophyta; Magnoliopsida; Malpighiales; Linaceae
Source: the annotation of a GenBank genome assembly